Dicrocoelium dendriticum is the source of this 1023-nucleotide messenger RNA. NCBI's taxonomy places the organism in Eukaryota, Metazoa, Platyhelminthes, Trematoda, Plagiorchiida, Dicrocoeliidae. The record is from the annotation of a GenBank genome assembly.
AUGGCAACUCUAUUUUGCCUUCUAACUUGUUUGCUUGGCGUCUGCAGCGACUUCGUGUCAAUUACGGUUGCAGUGGACCGCAGGCCAUAUUUGGACUUUAUGAAUCAAACAAUUGGAUCAACCGUGGAGUUACACUGUGGAAAUCAACGUUCGUUUUUCAAACUGGAUUCAGAAGCGGAAUGCCUUCUGCACCGAUGGUCCUAUGAUCCCCAAACAAUGGAAUUGACGUGUGUAUGUAAAAUGCGCGCCGUGAAGAGCGAGGACAGAACGUUACUGCAAGUCGGCGAUUCACGAGCCAUUUUCGCAAUCCCGGAACAUCGAUUUGUUGAGCUUGACAUUGUCGGCCAAGGCUCGUUCGCAUACGAAUUGGAAAUUUUGACGACUUCGGACCAUAAGGAUACUGUACUUUCUCUGUUCCCCCACAACAAAACAAAUGGUAUCGCCUUGAUUUCCAAGAAAUGCGACUCAGUAGAAAACCAGACCAAUAUUGAAUUUUGUUUCACAGUGCAUGGCAAUAGAGAGAUGGUUACGUGGGAUUAUCCAGAAAACUGGAUCGGACCAGUGCGAUAUCUCAGAAACAUGGCCUACGAUCCGAUUACGACUAUUGUUCGAGUUGCUGGAAUCUAUUGGCCGAAGAAGCAGUCUGGUAACAGCGCGCCGCUUCACGUGGACACGGUCAUGACAGUCGGGGAUAGCAAGGCCGAUCAUUGCGCGAUUUUUUUCGAAAAGACAAGAACAAUGUAUUGGGAAUGGUUAAUGAAAUGUCGUGUGGAAUUCAUUGAAGAAUCGGUCAUAAAUCCUUCGAGCUUCCUAGUAAAACUGAACUUGCUGAUGCCAGCAGAAAUGGGCGACAACCCGAUAACAGAAUUGACGAAUCUGAAGCUAGCAAAAAGCUUGAAGCCGCGUUACGGAACCUGCAUGUUUCCUGCACAUAUGCGACAGGAAGCUGCCUUCUAUGUGCCUCCUCGCGCGCCUCUGACUGGAAAACCCUUCGGUGAGUCAAACCACAGUUCGGUAGACUGA